AUGGAAGCCAGAGCCUUAGCACAACUUCUAGAUGAGGAGAACCAUUCCGUUUGUCUGUAUUCAAAUUCAUUGCAGCUUCUUUACCUUGCGUUGUGGGCCGACUACCUACUUAUUCUACGCUUCUUCACCGCGGUCAUCUACAAUGUCAGGGCUCUCCCGGAAUCCCUUCAUACGCACAUUAUCAGAGUCGAAUCUCGCAUCGUUAACAUUGCUAUUUCCAUCGUCCAGAUAGUGCCAGGCGGAGCAGUGGCUGAAAAGUACCGCCGACGAUGCUCGCGAGAUGAUAGUUUAGAAAGCAGUCUGUCGUCUACAGACCAUGCAGAUGACCUACUAGCCCCCAGGGACAGCUCUCUUGAUUCCAGUGGCGUUCCAGACAUGUUUCUGCACCAGCCUGACAUCGCAUAUCUCCGGCCUCAAGCACCUCGACCUCCCUAUCGUCGCCACCUGGAGAACUCCAGACGCCCUUCCUCAAUAAUAUCGCCUUUACAACCGGCAGUCACAAACCCCCGUCGAAACAUGAUGCUUGAUGGAACCGUUUCACCUCCAGCGUUCAUCGAACCUAUUCCACGUACUCCUAUGCCACCUAUACCUACAUUCAUUGCUCGUAUGCCGCUUGCCUCUGUUAGCGACUCUAUCUAUUCUUCCUGCUCCACGCAACUUCACGCUGCCCAAUGUGAUAGGCCUGUCAACACUAGUCUAGAACGAAGGCCAUCUGCCGAGGCUCAAACAUACGCUGACUUACUACCCAAGCGCUCGUUCGAUGACGCCAACGAUCCUCAUCCACACUCCAGCAAGGCAAGCCCGUCUAGCAAUACUAGCCCUGAAAAUCCAUCUUCCGGAAAUACGUCGAGCCAUUCAGACAACUUCCCUUUACGUUUUUGCCAGGAUUUGGAGCAUAAUACCCUGGCAGCAAUGGCGCAGCGCUAUGCGAGAAUAGGCCAUAGAAGAAGAAGUAGGAGUAUCAGGUCAUCAUCUGCGCCGAUACCUCCUGUAACCGCAAAAGAAUUGAAGCCUUGA
Molecule: messenger RNA, 1017 nt
Organism: Talaromyces atroroseus
Lineage: Eukaryota; Fungi; Ascomycota; Eurotiomycetes; Eurotiales; Trichocomaceae
Exons: 1
Coding region: 1-1017 (338 amino acids)
Source: RefSeq, a predicted model, not a curated record